Molecule: messenger RNA, 1597 nt
Organism: Brassica napus (rape)
Lineage: Eukaryota; Viridiplantae; Streptophyta; Magnoliopsida; Brassicales; Brassicaceae
Product: F-box protein At5g65850-like
Exons: 1
Coding region: 250-1455 (401 amino acids)
Molecular function (GO): protein binding
Source: RefSeq, a predicted model, not a curated record
AGAGGAUAACUUUUGUUUUCAAUAAAAUCUUCAUCUUUUUUGAGCAACUUUUUCCAUUAAAAUCUCUAUUCUCGAAAAUCAGAUUAAAAUUCUGAUCUUAAGAGACGGGCCCUAAAUUUGGGCUUGUUCUCAGCCCAUUUAAUAUGACUUUGAGGCCUUACUCUUCCCUGUGGUUCACCUCAAAAUGGUGGAGGAGCAACGGCGAAGUAGUAGUGGUUGGUCUAGGGUUUUAAACUCAGUGCCUCCGCCAUGAAAACACGGCGUCGUAACCUCUCCGGGAAUGAUCUAACCACUACCAGACGUAAUACUCGAUCGAAGACCUUAGAGAAUGGAAGAGACAACUCAUUACCAUUUCCAGUCGAUCUCAUCAUGGAGAUAUUCUCGAGGCUGCCGGUGAAGUCAAUAGCUACAUGUAGGUGCGUUUCGAAGACGUGGUCCUCCGUCCUUCGCCGUCAAGAUUUCACGGAGCUGUUCUUGAGCAGGUCACGCACACUCCCCAAGCUGUUGCUCGCCUACCAAAAGGACGGUGACUUGUUCUUCUUCUCUGCACCUCAGCCGCAAAAUCCGGAUGAGAAUUCGUCUCCUGUAGUGGCCACUUAUCGUAUGAAGUUGUCUUUUGAUGCCUACUUCCGUAAUGGUGCGUUUGGAAUAAAUGGGCUUGAUCAUGGCUUGGUGGGUCUUAGUGGAAGGACACAUUCGGUCAUAUGUAACCCUAGCACUGGACAAUCUUUGCCUUUCACCAGGGCGAAGACAAGGUCAAUGAGUUUGUUUGGGUAUGAUCCUAUUGAUAAACAAGUCAAGGUGUUGUCCAUGUGGGGAGCAAAGUUUUCUGGACUGCUCAAUGUGGUGGCUGAGGAGUAUCAAGUUCUGACAUUAGGAACAGAAAACCCGUCGUGGAGAACGAUCGAUUGUGGAUGCAUACUCAGUUAUUAUUCUCAACAUGUGAGGCAAAAAUGCAUCAAUGGUGUUUUGUACUAUUUAUCUACUGACAUGUCUACAGAGACUACUGUGUUAGUUUGCUUUGACGUUAGGUCUGAGAAGUUCAGCUUUGUUAAAGUUAAGACGUUUGUCACUGAGGGAACUAUGAUCAACUACGAUGGUAAAUUAGGUUUCCUUCGGGCUGGAAAAUCUGUCUGCGCUUAUAGAGAAAGUAGAAUUGUUAACCUGUGGGUACUAGAAGAUAUCGAGAAGCAGGAAUGGUCCGAGCGUACGUUUGUAUUGCCCGCUUUGUGGGAGGAUGUUGUUGGGAGUGCAAUAUUAGGCUUUGUUGGAAUGACGCGGACAAAUGAGAUUGUGAUGAGGCCGCUGAGUAUUCUACCAAUACCUUUGUACCUAUUCUUCUUCAAUACCAAGAGGAAUACUGUCGUUAGGAUUGCAAUCCAAGGAAUGGAUGUGUCUGAGUAUGAUAAAGUUCACAUCUUUCUGGACCAUGUAGAUAAUGUGGAGCUUAUGUAAGUGUUUAGGUACUUCAAAACCUGAGACUUUGUUUGGCUAUCUGUGUUCUAAGUUAAGAUUGUUGCUUUAUACUCUCUUCUCUUUAGAUGGAAAGCUACUUUGUGCUUUGUACUCUCUUCUCUUUAAAGCUACUUUAUGAUUA